Aquila chrysaetos chrysaetos is the source of this 2225-nucleotide messenger RNA. It is a transcript of the gene CPLX4, whose product is annotated as complexin 4. The transcript has 3 exons. Bases 153 to 635 code for a protein of 160 amino acids. Lineage: Eukaryota; Metazoa; Chordata; Aves; Accipitriformes; Accipitridae. Gene Ontology annotation, cellular component: terminal bouton; SNARE complex. The record is from RefSeq and is a predicted model, not a curated record. Gene Ontology annotation, molecular function: syntaxin binding. Gene Ontology annotation, biological process: synaptic vesicle exocytosis; neurotransmitter transport; regulation of neurotransmitter secretion.
CUGGUUUUGGCAUUCACGUUUCACUAGCAUUGUGCCCUUGAAGAGCUGAUGUGGCUGUAGAAACUCUCUUGCUUACAAUUGUUGGUUUUGAAAACAUUUUUGGUUUGGCUUUCUUGUGGUUGUUUGCUUAUAGCUCCUUUUGUCUUGAGAAGAUGGCCUUUCUAAUGAAAAGUAUGUUGAGCAACCAGGUAAAGAAUUUGGGACUUGGAGGUGGAGGGGAAGAAAACAAAGAAGAAAGCACUCCUUCUGAUCCAGCAGCAGCUGCAGGAAUGACCAGAGAGGAGUAUGAGGAAUAUCAAAAGCAAGUGGUUGAGGAGAAGAUGGAAAGAGAUGCAGCAUUUGCACAGAAAAAAGCAGAGCGAGCCUGUCUGAGGGUUCAUCUGAGAGAAAAGUACAGACUCCCUAAGAGCGAAUUGGAUGAGAAUCAAAUACAGAUGGCUGGAGAUGAUGUGGGUUUGCCAGAAGACCUUCAGAAGAUGGUGGCAGAAGAUCAGGUGGAGGAAGAAGACAAGGACUCUAUCCUGGGACAGCUGCAGAACAUCCAGAAUAUGGACAUGGAUGCGAUCAAAGAAAAGGCACAAGCCACCUUCACCGAAAUGAAACAGGCAGCUGAGCAGAAAUGUUCUGUGAUGUAGAACAGACACCACUAUCCAAGGGUUGUGAAUUCAGCCUUGUCUCACAGGGGCUGUAGAGUGAGGGCAGGCAGAGGAAUGCACUUAGCUCUAUAGCAUUAAAAGUAAAUAUAGAAAAGAGAGAGAGAGAGAGACUUUAAAACCCCGAGGGGGGGUGGUCUCAAAAUUUAUGUGCUGUGACUGUUUAGUGCAAAGUUAGAACUGAUCCUCAUUUUUUAACAUAACAUUUUUCCCCAUGGAAAAAAAAAAUGGCUGUAAACAAAAUAAUAUUGGGGAAAAAAUGUGCCUUUUUCCAUUUUCUCAAAGUGAUUAAAAUGCUAUUAAAUGUGUAUUUUUUAGCAAAAUUGUGCUUCUGAUGCAUUACAUAUAGGUAACCACUCAUUUAAUACUGCUUUCAGAAAUAAAUACAUAUAUUUCUAAUAAAAAAAUGUCUGUUUCAAACAUUUUGAAACAAAACCAGUAUUCAAAUGUUGACAUUUUCUGCAAAAACUUUAAAAAAAAAAAAGGUUUUGACCAUCUCUGUAUUAAAUAUAGCAAAAAGCAAAAAGUGAAGCAUAUAACUCUACAGCUUGGGACAAAAAUGUCAUCAUAUAUAGAACUGAGUGGAGACUUGUAGGAAACCAAGGCUUGGUAGCUAUCAACAAACCAUGGUCAGUCAGCAAUGCAGACUUCCCCAGGCUACUUUAAUUUCACAGCCUCUCCAUCUUCAAAUGCAGUUCAAACGUCAAGUGAGAGCAGUGGCCCUCUGCUUGGCUGCUACGUGUGCCAAAUUCUGGGGCUUGGGGUACCAGCAACUAACUUGUAUAGGCUAAAAGGCACUCACCACAUUUAUUCUAGGAGUUACCUCCAUACAAGACUAAACAUAAAUCUUGCCCACCUGGAAGAUUACGCCAGGGCAGGGCACCUAAACCCUGAGAAAAACCAUGGGUUUCACUAGUGCUAAAUCUGAGUCUGUGGGACAGGCAGGGUCUGGUUCAAUGGUUUUAGUUUCAGGACCAAGCAAGAUUUUCUUUGCUGUUAUUCAGAGUUUUUUUCUGAGGAAAACCUAAGUGGGUGCUGGCCUGAUUGCCUCCCACUCCACAACAAGCGGAGCUGAUGGUGGCUAACAGCUGGAGGAGCGCGGCCCCAUGCAGAGCAGCUGGCUGGUUGAGGGAUGGCUACCCGCAGCAGCCUGCAGUGCUGCCAGGACCGCCAGCCCAGGAGGCCCAAGCAGCCUGGGCAGGCAAUGAUGGGGCCAGCAGAGGUCAUCUCCACCAGCCCUGUGGAGCAGGGUCCUGUGGUUGAGGCAGAUGGGAGCAUCAGUCUGUCUCUGCACUUGCAUAGCCACAGCAGUUAUCAUGCAUGAUAACCCACACAAGAGCUGUACAGCCCUUGCACAAGGAUGAUGUACACAAUGCUACUCCUGAGGGGCUCAGACAUUCUAUAAAAUGACGGACUUUGUACAUUCUCCAAGAGCUAGCCUGUGAAUGAAAUUUCCAAAUGAAUAGAUGUAGCACCUUCCUACAGGUUUAUAAGUCUCUCUUUCUCUGUCUCUCUGUCUCCAGCCAAUCAAGUAAAAACAUUCAUUUUAAAUGAAUAAAUGCACUAAGUAUG